UUUUCUUCCAACAAACAUUCAACACCUUGGCAACCAACUUGCCACUAUACACCUCCACGAUUCACCUCCAUUAUUCACCUCCACUAUUCACCUCCUCAACGCUCCCAAAAAUGGCCACUGUGAUUGUCUUUGGGCCGACGGGCAACAUUGCCUCCGUCGCCGCCAGAACUGCCCACCAACAUGGCGCCAAAGUCUGGCUCGCCAUGCGCGACCCCUCCAAAGUCAUCCCCGGCCUCACCCCCGAGGCCGAGAAAGCCGGCAACUACACUCGCGUCCAGGCCGACCUGAGCAAGCCUGACACCGUCGCCGCGGCCGUCAAGACCGCGGGCGCCACGCGCGCUUUCAUCUACGUGGCUCAAGGCACGCGCGACUUCAUGAAGGGCACCGCCGAGGCUCUCAAGGCCGCCGGUGUUGAGUUUGUCGUCCUGCUAAGCAGCUCUACCAUCGGCAGUACGCCGCAUACGGAGGUGCAGCCGAGCGAGUUCAUCCCGUACUCGCACGCGCGUAUUGAGGUCACCCUUGACGAGGUCUACGGGCCAGAAGGAUACGUGGCCAUGCGUCCCGGCGGCUUUGCUACAAAUUUGUUGAGGCAGAAGGAAGGCAUUCGUGCCGGGGAGGUGAAGAUGUUUGGGGCUGGGUUUAAAAUCGACUGCAUUACGCCCGACGAUAUGGGUGGGGUGGUCGGCACGAUCCUGGCCGAGGGCCGGACGCGGGAUGGGCAGAACAAGGUCUUUGUCUAUGGCCCCCAAAUCUUGUCACAGAAGCAGGCGCUGGAGAUCAUUGGCGAGGUGCUUGGGAAGGAGAUCAAGGUUUCGGGGAUCCCCGCGGAGGAGGCAAUGGCGCAGUAUCUGGCAAAGGGUGCUCCCAAGCCUAUGGCGGAGUACAUGAUAAGGGCGCUGGGGGACACCGACCCGGCCUUGGAGGAUGGUUCAUGGCUGGCACAUUACAAGGAGGGCAUGGAAAACGUGAAGAAGUACACGGGAAAGCCCGCCACUGGGUUCCGGCAGUGGGUCGAGGCGAACCCGGAGCUUUUCAAGUGAGCAUGUGGAUUGGGAGUGGGCCACUUAACCGUGCAGGAGAUGUCCCGUGGGUGACGUGUAAGAGCCCUCAGCCCUCGCUAGAUCAUCCCGUAGCGUUCUUUCAAGGGUUUUGAUUAAGAUAGACAAAGAACGAUAAACUAAACGUGCAUGCGUG
Diaporthe batatas is the source of this 1194-nucleotide messenger RNA. RefSeq lists its product as uncharacterized. The coding region runs from base 111 to 1040 and encodes 309 amino acids. The record is from RefSeq and is a predicted model, not a curated record. Lineage: Eukaryota; Fungi; Ascomycota; Sordariomycetes; Diaporthales; Diaporthaceae. The transcript has a single exon.